This is a messenger RNA of Protopolystoma xenopodis, 309 nucleotides long. The record is from the annotation of a GenBank genome assembly. Lineage: Eukaryota; Metazoa; Platyhelminthes; Monogenea; Polystomatidea; Polystomatidae.
AUGCCGGCUCUGUCGAGGGAGGCGGCGUGCCAGCCCUCCGACUCGGUGAUGUUCUCCACGGCGCCCUCGGGGCCGAGUCGAAGGAGCCGAUGGCCCAGGCGCCCGGCGGCCCAAGAGCUGGGCAGGUCCCACCAGGCGCUGGCGAGCGGCUCGUCGAUGCGCGCUUGCCAGACGGCCAGCCGCCAGCGGAACAAACUUCGCGUCAGCAGACGCACGGGAGCGAGAGAGAGACCGGCAGUGGGAUCGAGAGCGGAAGCGGAAGCGGAAGCGGGAGCAGAAGUUAAGUGCGUGACAAAAUCGGUGGUGUGA